Messenger RNA from Gavia stellata (red-throated loon), 1095 nucleotides. It is a transcript of the gene ACTRT2, whose product is annotated as actin related protein T2. NCBI's taxonomy places the organism in Eukaryota, Metazoa, Chordata, Aves, Gaviiformes, Gaviidae. The record is from RefSeq and is a predicted model, not a curated record.
AUGUUUGACCCCAACGUUUUGGAUGUCCUGGCUGUAAUCUUUGACAAUGGGUCUGGGUUAUUCAAAGCAGAUAUCGCAGGUGAUAGGUCUGUUUUUACAGCAAUUGUUGGUCACUCAAAAGUCAAAGCUACAAUGCUGGGAGCUGGACAGAAAGAACGUUACAUUGGAGAAGCAGCUCAGUCCAAAAGGGGGGCCCUGUCUUUGAAUUGUCCAAUUUACCAUGGCAUAGUUACAUGCUGGGAUGAUAUGGAAAGGAUCUGGAGACAUGUCUAUGAGUAUGAGCUGAGUAUCAAAGCCAGUGAGAGGCCAGUGCUGCUGACUGAAGCCCCCCUCCAUCCUCUGCAGAACCGGGAAAAAAUGACGGAGAUCAUGUUCAAAGGCUUCAUGGUGCCGGCUAUGUACAUUGCAGUCCAGGCAACUCUGGCGCUCUGUGCCUCGGCCCGUAUUACUGGAAUAGUCAUGGACAGCGGGGAUGGUGUUACCCACGCUGUUUACUAAGCUGUCUCCAGGCUGGAUAUUGCUGGCCAGGAUAUUGCCGAAUAUUUUAUGAAGCUUUUGGAGAGUGGACACACUUCCAUUAGCACAGCUGAAAGGGAUACUGUGAGAGAUAGCAAAGAGAAGUUGUGCUACGUAGCUUUACACCCUAUGCAAGAAAUGAAAGCAAAGCCGGAGGAAAUCAUGAAAGAAUACAGAUUGCCUGACAACAAUAUCAUCCAGCUAGGCAACCAGCUCUUCCAUGUACCAGAGACCCUUUUCGUGCCUGCAAACAUUGGAGUUGAAGCUCCUGAUGUGCACAAAAUGAUCUUCAACAGCAUUGUGAAAUGUGAUGUCAAUGUGCGCAGGAAUCUUUAUGGCAACAUCCUGCUCUCAGGUGGGUCCACGCUCUUCCCUGGCCUGCAGGAGCGGAUCCUGAAGGAGAUGAAGCUGCGAGUGCCUCCUGGCAUGUUUGUGAGGAUCAUUGCACCCCCUGAGAGAAAAUACUCUGUGUGGAUUGGGGCCUCCAUCCUCACCUGCCUGAUUUUCAAACAAAUGUGGGUCACUGUGGGCGAUUACAAGGAUUUUGGGGGAGCUGUCAUUCACCAGAAAUGCUUUUAA